Puma concolor (puma) is the source of this 7140-nucleotide messenger RNA. The record is from RefSeq and is a predicted model, not a curated record. Lineage: Eukaryota; Metazoa; Chordata; Mammalia; Carnivora; Felidae.
CGCUUUCCAAAGGAAACCGCUAUGGAGACUAGUGGCCCAAAGGUGCUGGAAACUGCAGAGGCGAUCCAGGAGAGACGUCGGGAGGUGCUGACUCGGUACCAGAGGUUCAAGGAGCUGGUUGCGGAGAGGGGUCAGAAGCUCGAAGAGUCCUAUCAUUACCAGGUUUUCAGACGGGAUGCAGAUGACCUAGAGAAGUGGGUCUUGGAGAAACUCAAGAUUGCCGAUGAUAAGAGCUACGAAGAUCUAACUAACAUACAGGGCAAGUAUCGGAAGCAUGAAUCCUUGGAAGCAGAAGUGCAAGCAAAGUCCAGGGUCAUUCCUGAACUGGAAGAGAUCAGGGAAACCCGGUUUGCCGAGGGGCAUUUUGCCCAUGAGGACACCAAGGCCCAUCUGGAACAGCUGCGCACGCUGUGGGACCUCCUUCUGGAGCUGACCCGGGAGAGGGGCGCCCUGUUGCUGCGGGCCCUGCGUCUACACCAAUACCUGCAGGAGUGCGCCGACACCUUGGAGUGGAUCGGAGACAAGGAGGCUAUAGUGACGUCAGCAGAGCUGGGUGAGGACUGGGAACGCACAGAGGUCCUGCAUAAGAAGUUUGAGGAGUUCCAGGCGGACCUGGAAACUCAGAAAAGAAAACUGGAUGGAAUGAACCAGUAUGCCAACCAGUGUGCCGAGGAGAAACAUCCUGACCUGCCCUUGAUUAAGCUAAAGCAGGAUGAGGUGAACACCGCCUGGAAGCGUCUCCUCAGCCUGGCUGGGCAGCGACAGGAGACACUGGCCAAUGCUGCAGACCUCCAGCGAUUCAAAAGGGAUGUGACGGAGGCCGUCCAGUGGAUCAAAGAGAAGGAGCCUCAACUCACCUCUGAGGACUAUGGCAAAGAUCUCAUUAGCUCUGAGGCGCUGUUCCACAGUCACAAAGGUCUUGAGAGGAACCUUGCAGUCAUGCAGGACAAGGUAAAGGAGUUGAGUGCCAAAGCAGACAGGCUGAUGCUUUCCCACCCUUCAGAUGCAUCUCAGAUCCAACAAAUGAAGGAGGAGCUGGUCUCCAACUGGGAGCACAUCCGCGCCUUGGCGACCAGCAGAUAUGAGAAGCUGCAGGCUUCUUAUUGGUAUCAGCGCUUCUUAUCUGACUACGAGGAGCUCUCAGGGUGGAUGAAAGAGAAGUCUGCUCUGAUCAAUGCUGAUGAGCUGCCCACAGAUGUGGCUGGUGGAGAGGCCCUGCUGGACAGGCAUGGGCAGCACAAGCACGAGAUUGACUCUUAUGAUGACCGAUUCCAAUCUGCUGAGGAGACUGGUCGGGAACUGCUGGACGUCGGUCAUGAAGCCUCUGAUGAAGUUCUGGAAAAGAUGACCAUACUCGCCAACGACUGGGCUGCCCUGCGAGGGCUGUGGAACCAGCGGAAGCAUCAGUACGAACAGUGCCUGUACUUGCACCUCUUCUACCGUGACAGUGAGCAGGUGGACAGCUGGAUGAGCAGACAGGAGGCCUUCCUGGAAGAUGAGGACCUGGGGAACUCCCUGGGCAGCGUGGAAGCCCUUCUGCAGAAGCAUGAUGACUUUGAGGAGGCCUUCAAUGCCCAGGAGGAGAAGAUCACAACCUUAGACAACAAUGCCACCAAGCUGAUCGAUAACGACCAUUAUGACUCCGAGAAGAUCGCUGCUCUCCGGGAUAGCCUCUUGUCCCGGCGGGAUGCCCUACGUGCCCGGGCUGCCAUGCGGCGCAGACUUCUGGAGGAUUCGUGGCUUCUGCAGAAACUGUAUGAGGACUCAGAUGACCUAAAGAACUGGGUCAACAAGAAGAAAAAGUUGGCCGAUGAUGAAGACUACAAGGAUACUCAGAACUUGAAGAGCCGGGUUAAAAAGCAAGAAGACUUCAAAAAGGAGUUGCAAGAUAAUCAACGCCUGCUCAACACGCUGGAGAAAACUGGCCAGGAAAUGAUUGAGGCUAAUCACUAUGCCGCGGACAAGGUGACUGCUCGUGUGGCUGAGGUUGUCAGUCUCUGGAAGGAGCUGCUGGCAGCCAUGGAGCAGAAAGGGACGCAGUUGCAUGACGCUAACCAGGAACUACAGUUCAAGAACAACGCGGAGGACCUAGAACACUGGCUGGACAAGGCAGAAGAGCAGGCUGCCUCCGAGGACUAUGGGAAAGGCCUGGCAGACAUCCAAAGCCUGCUCCGGAAACACGGCCUCCUGGAGUCCGCUGUGGCCACCCGCCAGGAUCAGGUGGACAGCCUCACAGACCUGGCAGCAUAUUUUGAAGAAAUAGGCCAUCCCAAUGCUGGUGACAUACAAGCAAGGCGGGAGUCCCUGGUGUCCCGGUUUGAAGCCCUGAAGGAGCCACUGGCCACCCGGAAAAAGAAGCUCAUUGACUUUCUGCACCUGCUGCAGCUGUUCAGGGACACAGAGGAUGAGGAAGCCUGGAUAGAAGAGACAGAGCCUUCGGUGGCUUCCACCUACCUUGGCAAGGACCUGAUUGCCUCCAAGAAACUUCUGAACAGACACCAGGUCAUCCAGGAUGACAUCGCCAAUCAUGAGCCACACGUCCGAACAAUAACGGAGAGGGGAAACAAAAUGGUAGAGGAAGGGCACUUUGCUGCAGAAGACGUGGCCUCCAGGGUCAAGGCUUUGAAUGACAACAUGGAGUCUCUCCAGGCUCGAGCAGCUAGACGGCAGAACGAUCUUGAGGCCAAUGUCCAGUUCCAGCAGUACCUGGCUGACCUGCAUGAAGCCGAAGCGUGGAUCCAAGAGAAGGCACCUAUUGUAGACAAUACUAACUAUGGGGCCGAUGAAGAAGCAGCUGGGGCUCUUCUAAAGAAGCACGAGGCCUUCCUCGUGGACCUGAGUGCCUUUGGGAACAGUAUGCAAGCCCUGAGGGACCAGGCGGAGGCCUGCCAGCAACAACAGGCUGCACCAGUGGAGGGAGCUGCCCGAGAACAGAGGGUGGUGGCUUUGUAUGACUUCGAGGCCCGUAGCAAUCGAGAAGUCACCAUGAAGAAAGAUGACGUCUUAACUCUGCUCAGUUCCAUCAACAAGGACUGGUGGAAGGUGGAAGCUGGUGACCACCAAGGCUUUGUGCCCGCUGUCUACGUCAAGAAACUGGCUCACGAUGAGUUUCCCACGCUCCAGCAGCGGCGACGAGAAGAACCAGGCAGCAUCACUGAGCGCCAGGAACAGAUUGAGAAGCAGUACCGCUCACUCCUCGAUAGGGCCGAGGAACGCAGAUGUCGCCUGCUGCAACGCUACAACGAGUUCUUGCUGGCCUAUGAGGCGGGCGACAUGCUGGAGUGGAUCCAAGAGAAAAAGGCAGAGAACACCGGGGUGGAACUGGAUGAUGUCUGGGAGCUGCAGAAGAAGUUUGACGAGUUCCAAACGGAUCUGAAGGCCAAUGAGCCUCGGCUGAGGGAUAUCAACAAGGUGGCAGAUGAUCUUCUGUUUGAAAAGCUUCUAACGCCAGAAGGAGCUCAGCUACGUCAGGAGUUGAAUAAUCGCUGGGACUCCUUGCAGAGGCUUGCAGAAGAGCAGCGACAGCUGCUGGGCAGCGCCCAUGCCGUCCAGAUGUUUCACAGAGAAGCGGAUGACACGAAGGAGCAGAUUGAGAAGAAGCUCCAGGCCCUCAGGGCUGCUGAUCCCGGCUCAGACCUGUUCAGCGUUCAGGCCCUUCAGCGGCAGCAUGAGGUCUUUGAGAGAGACCUUAUGCCUCUGGAAGAGAAGGUGACCAUGUUGAGGGAGACGGCAGAGCGGCUCAGUGAGUCCCACCCAGAUGCCGCUGGUGAUCUGCAGAACCAGGGAAUGGAGCUGAAGGAGACAUGGGAUGACCUUCUAGGGUGCACGGAGGACCGUAAGCAUGACUUAAAUGAGGCCCGGCAAUUCUACACGUUCCUCAACAGAGCCAGGGACCUAGAGAACUGGAUGAGUGGCAUUGGUGGCAUGGUAUCAUCAGAGGAGCUGGCUGAGGAUUUAACUGGCACAGAGAUCCUGCUGGAGCGGCACUCGGGGCAUUAUGCUGACAUGGAGGCUGAGGCUCCCACCUUCCAGGCCUUAGAGGAAUUCGGCGGAGAACUUGUGAGAAGUGGGCACCGUGACAGCCCUGAAAUUCAAGAAAAGCUUGAAGCGGUCAGGCAAGAGAAAGGGGACUUAGAGAAAGCUUGGGAUCAACGCAAGAAGAUGCUGCAUCAAUGUCUGGAGUUGCAGUUGUUCCAUGGGAGCUGUGAUCAGGCCGAGAGCUGGAUGAUGGCACGAGAGAAUUUCCUGAGGUCAGAGAGAGCGGGCCCCUUAGACAGUCUGGAGGCCUUGAUGAAGAAACGGGAUGAUUUGGAGAAAGCAAUCAAUGCCCAGGACAAGAAGAUCACGGAGCUAGGUAAUGUUGCGGAGCGACUCAUUGCUGAUGACCACUAUGCCAAGGAGGAGAUUGCUGCUCGGUUACAACGGGUGCUGGACAGAUGGAAGGCUCUCAAAGAAUUACUGGUUGCUGAGCAGACAAAACUUGGUGACUAUGCUGACCUCAAACAAUUCUACCGUGACCUCGAGGAUCUGGAGGAAUGGAUCGGUGAGAUGCUGCCCACGGCCUGUGAUGAAUCCUACAAAGAUCCCACCAACAUUCAGAGGAAAUACCUGAAGCACAAGGCCUUUGAAAAUGAGGUCAACGGCCGAACUGAGCAGGUGAAGGGAGUCCUCACCUUGGGGAACUCUUUGAUUGAGCGGCAGGCAUGUGAUGGCAAUGAAGAAACCGUGAGGAAACAACUGCAGGAACUGCAGAGACAGUGGGACUACCUGCUUGAGAAAACAGCUGACAAAGGAGAAAAGCUCGAUGAGGCGAGUCGCCAACAGAGGUUCAACACAAGCAUCCAGGACUUUAAGUUCUGGCUCUCAGAGGCAGAGACACUGCUGGCCAUGAAAGAUCAGGCCAGGGAUUUGGCUUCGGCCGGAAACUUGCUCAAGAAACAUCAGCUGUUGGAAACGGAGAUGUCGGCCCGAGAGGAUGCUCUCAAGGACCUGAAUGAAUCAGCAACGCAUCUGCUCUCCAGUGGGACUUUCAACGUUGACCAGAUUGUGGAGCAAAGGGAUAAUGUCAACGAACGCUUCCUGAAUGUCCGGAACUUAGCGGCUGCACACCACGAGACGCUGAAAGAGGCCUAUGCCUUGUUCCAGUUCUUCCAGGAUCUAGACGAUGAGGAAUCGUGGAUAGAGGAGAAGCUGUUACGAGUGAGCUCCCAGGACUACGGCAGGGACCUGCAGGGCGUUCAGAACCUGCUGAGGAAGCACAAGCGCCUGGCAGGGGAGCUGCAGGCACACGAACCCACCGUCCAGAACAUUCUGGAUGCGGCAGAGAGGCUGGGAGACAAGGCUGCUGUGGGGCGAGAGGAGAUCCAGGAGCGCCUGACUCAUCUUUUUCAACAAUGGGAGAAGCUCAAAGAGUUGGCCAGCACUCGAGGGCUCCGACUGGAAGAAUCCCUAGAAUACCUGAAGUUCAUGGAGAAUGCUGAGGAGGAAGAAGCUUGGAUCAGUGAAAAGGAAGCUAUGGUUGCCCGAGGGGGUUCUGGGGACACACUGGCCGCUACUCAGAGCUUGCUAAAGAAGCACGAAGCAUUGGAAAAUGACUUUGCUGUCCAUGAGACCCGAGUGCAAGAUGUGUGUGCUCAAGGAGAAGAUAUUUUAAAUAAGGUGACUCAGGAGAAAAGUCAGCACACGGAGAAGGUAGCCACCAAGAUUCAGUCUCUGACCGAAAAGAUCCCUUCUCUGGCUAAGGCGAUGGCUGUUUGGAAGUUGCAAUUGGAAGAUGAUUAUGACUUUCAGCAGUUCAACUGGAAGGCUGAUGUGGUGGAGGCCUGGAUAGGUAUGGCAUGUGAAGGCCAAGGUCCUUGGAUAACUGACCUGAAGGACCAGCUGGUGGCCGCUCAGCACAGCCAGACCAAAGCCAUUGAGGAGCGCCAUGCUGCCCUGCUGAGGCGCUGGGGGGAGCUGCUGGAAGCCUCUGCAGCCCACAGACAGAACUUGCUGGAGAAGCAGCUUCCCCUAAAGAAGGCUGAGGAGCUGUUCAUGGAAUUUGCACACAAGGCUUCCGCUUUCAACCACUGGUGUGAGAAUGCCAAGGAGGACCUGUCAGAGCCUGUGCACUGUGUUUCCCUGAACGAGAUACGGAAACUGCAGAAGGACCAGGAGGCCUUCCUGGCCUCCUUGGUGGGGGCCCAGUCGGACUUCAACUAUUUGCUGGAGCUGGACCAGCAGAUUAAGGCCUUAGACGUGCCUUCCAGCCCUUACACCUGGUUGACGAUGGAGGUGCUGGAGAAGGUCUGGAAGCACCUACAUGACAUCAUCAAGGAACGGGAGCAGGAGCUACAAAAAGAGGAGGAGAGACAGGUCAAGAACUUUGAGAUGUGCCAGGAGUUUGAGCAGAAUGCCAGUGCCUUCCUUCAGUGGAUCUUGGAGACCAGGUCUUUGCUCAAAGAGACGGGAACCCUGGAAUCCCAGUUGGAAGCAAAUAAACGGAAACAGAAGGAGAUUCAGGCCAUGAAGCGCCAGCUGACCAAGAUUGAGGAUCUGGGAGACAACUUAGAAGAGGCUCUGGUCCUGGACAUCAAGUACAGCACCAUCGGGCUGGCCCAGCAGUGGGACCAGCUCCACCAGCUGGGAAUGCGGAUGCAGCACAACCUGGAACAACAGAUCCAAGCCAAAGACACCAUAGGUGUGAGUGAGGAGACAUUGAAGGAGUUCAGCACAACCUAUAAACAUUUUGAUGAGAAUCUGACGGGGCGCUUGAGUCACAGAGAUUUCCGGUCCUGCCUCAGAGGACUCAACUACUACCUGCCCAUGGUGGAGGACGAUGAACCGGAGCCCAAGUUUGAGAAGUUCCUGGAUGUCGUCGAUCCAGGGAGGAAGGGCUACAUCACUCUGGAGGACUACACCUCAUUCCUGAUCGACAAGGAGUCAGAGAACAUCAAGUCCAGCGAUGAAAUAGAGAAUGGCUUCCAGGCCCUGGCAGAGGGCAAGGCCUAUAUUACCAAAGACGACAUGAAGCAGGCCCUAACCCCAGAACAAGUGCAGUUCUGUGCAUCACAUAUGCAAGAAUACGUGGACCCGCGAGGCCAAAGACACCUUGCUGGUUAUGACUACGUGGGCUUCACCAGUUCCUACUUUGGCAACUGA